Euleptes europaea (tarantolino) is the source of this 1801-nucleotide messenger RNA. RefSeq names its product dihydrouridine synthase 1 like (gene DUS1L). The record is from RefSeq and is a predicted model, not a curated record. Gene Ontology annotation, biological process: tRNA processing. Bases 2 to 1465 code for a protein of 487 amino acids. The transcript has 13 exons. Gene Ontology annotation, molecular function: flavin adenine dinucleotide binding; tRNA dihydrouridine synthase activity. Lineage: Eukaryota; Metazoa; Chordata; Lepidosauria; Squamata; Sphaerodactylidae.
GAUGAAGAUGCCUAAACUUAAGGGCUUUGAGUUUUGGAGAAACACAUUGAGAGGUGCCUGCUACGUGGUUGCUCCCAUGGUGGAUCAAAGUGAACUCGCUUGGAGACUGCUAAGCCGCCGUCAUGGAGCUCAGCUGUGUUACACCCCUAUGCUGCAUGCUCAGGUCUUUGUCAGAGAUGCCAAUUACCGUAAGGAAAAUCUGUAUUGUGAAGUGUGCCCUGAAGAUAGACCUUUGAUUGUGCAGUUCUGUGCCAAUGACCCAGAAGUGUUUGUCCAGGCUGCCUUGUUGGCUCAAGAUUACUGUGAUGCCAUUGAUCUGAAUUUGGGAUGCCCCCAGAUGAUUGCAAAGAGAGGUCACUAUGGAGCAUUCCUGCAGGAAGAGUGGGACCUUCUUCAGAGAAUGAUUAUGUUGGCUAAUGAGAAGCUGUCUGUUCCCAUCACAUGCAAAAUCCGUGUUUUCCCAGAAAUUGCCAAGACUGUGAAAUACGCUCAGUUGCUGGAGGUGGCUGGUUGCCAACUCCUGACUGUCCAUGGUCGAACUAAAGAGCAGAAGGGUCCUCUUGCUGGUGUGGCCUCCUGGGAGCACAUACAGGCCGUGAGAAAGGCAGUAAAUAUCCCUGUGUUUGCAAAUGGAAACAUCCAGUACCUCAGUGAUGUGGAACGGUGCAUCCAGAAGACAGGAGCUCACGGUGUCAUGAGUGCAGAGGGUAAUCUUCACAAUCCAGCUCUGUUUGAGGGAAGAAACCCUGUAGUCUGGGAGAUGGCUGAGGAAUACCUGGAAAUAGUACAACAAUAUCCUUGUCCACUGUCCUAUGUUAGGGCUCAUCUCUUCAAGCUGUGGCAUCACACGUUGCAAAUUCACCAGCAGCUGCGUGAUGAGCUGGCAAAAGUAAAGACGCUAGAAGGUGUUGUGGCUGUCAACAAAGAACUGAAGUUGCAUUGCCAGGAGGAAAUUGCCAGUUUGAAGGAAGAAGAUAAGCCCAAGGGAGGAUUGCCUUUCUCCCACUGGAUCUGUCAACCGUACGUGAGACCAGGGCCCAAGGAGACAUGCAAAGAAAAUGGCACUAGUGGAAUGGAAGGAAGCAACCGGGGGAAGCGAGCCUUGGAGGAUGAGGACGAUGGGAAUUCAGAUUCUCUCUCAAAGAACAAACAAAAGAAAAAACUGAGAAAUCCCAAUAAAACGUUCGAUCCAUCCUUAAAACCUAAAUAUGCAAAAUGUGAUCAGUGUGGAAAUCCAAAGGGCAUCAAAUGUGUAUUUAACCUGUGCCGAGGAUGCUGCAAGAAAAGGGCUUUUAGAGAGACCGCAGAUUGUCCAGGACAUGGUCUUCUUUUUAAAACCAAACAUGAAAAGGCCCUUUUGUGGAAAAGCAGUCAGUCUAAUCUGCCAAAUAUUGAAAUGACAGCCCAGAAAGGAGAAAUAGAAGAAACAAGAUUACUCAAAGAAUCUAUCGAUGGUGUUGCAUGAGGCCUUGGCAAUUUCUUCUCCCGGAUCUGCUCAUAGGCCUCUGACUCCCUGGGCCAAAUAAAUAUCUUCUUCCAGAAUACAGUGGUUGUCUAAAAUGACUGCACAGACCUAUUCUUAAAUGGCGGACAGCUCUUAUUUAAGGAAAAGUUUCUAACUCAGGGAAAUAUCCUGCAAUAGAAAUAAAAAGAUGCAAUUAAAGUUUUUCAUGCUGUGUUUGAAAGACUUUGAAGGACCAGGCCAGAAGUGCUGGCCUGAAAUGCUCUACUGGAGAUGCCUCUUAAAAUCUUGACCUGCCUGUUUUAAACUUUAUGUGUGCUUUUAAAAUUGGCAAAUAAA